Neocloeon triangulifer is the source of this 986-nucleotide messenger RNA. RefSeq lists its product as uncharacterized. Gene Ontology annotation, molecular function: acyltransferase activity, transferring groups other than amino-acyl groups. The record is from RefSeq and is a predicted model, not a curated record. NCBI's taxonomy places the organism in Eukaryota, Metazoa, Arthropoda, Insecta, Ephemeroptera, Baetidae. Bases 85 to 960 code for a protein of 291 amino acids. The transcript is spliced from 4 exons.
AAAUUGUGCCGACCACAGGCUGACGUACUUUUUAAAUUUCACGCGCUGGCAAGUUUUUCACAAAUUUGCAAGCGAGCCCUGAUCAUGGCUCCUUUAAAGCCGAUUUCGUUGGAACAAACAUUCAAAUUGAAAGAAUUUCUAAGAACUCAAUUACCAGAUUCUAUAGUGCCUUUCAAUUGGAUUUCGACCCAGUUAGUUUGGGAAAAAAAUGUAUCUGAUGUGAAAGUUCAGAUCUUGUGUCCGGGUGGCGACUGGAGCGACGGAACGUUGGUUUGUUUGGCGGAAGGAGCAGCCGCGUCGAACAAAAUAUUUGGCGUCGUCCACGCGUCAGAGGAUAAAUUGGAUGAUUUGAAAGAGGCCCUCAUGACGACAGAUCUGAUCGACUGGAAAAGACUCCAGCAAUUUUCCACUUGCUUGAAGAGGUUUUUGCCAAUUAUGGAUGAGGUCUUGCAAGCAAAGGGUUACAAAAAUACGUUGGAACUAAUUGCCCAUUCGGUUGUUUACUACAUGAAUGUUGACGAGGCCCUCAACCAUCCCCUCCCAGAUGUGCCUGACAAUGUGAGAGUAGCUUCACUGGACGCUUCAUUGCUGGACGCUAUUUGUGAAAUUUGGCCAUCCUAUGAUCCUGAUUACCGUCCCGUUGUCUUAAACAAUAUCAAGUUGAACGGCUCUUUUGGAGUGUUUGUAAAAAGUGAAGAGAAGGAGAAACUGGCGUCAAUGGCGAUGCAUGCCGAGUACGGUGGGAUCGGCGUUUUGCAAACGGUGACCGAAUUCAGGCGCAGAGGAUUCGCGGAAAUUGUCUUGGUCAACAAUGCGAAAUCAUUUGCUCGAAAAGGGUUGAUGCCUUACGGAAACGUUCUUGUUGGUAACGACGCUUCCAUUUCGCUUUUCAAGAAGUGCGGAUUUCGAUUUUUAACAGAAACGGCCACAGUCUUUGUUAAUCCAAAUAAACAGCACUGAAUUUUUAAGAGAAAUUCUAAUUUUAA